This is a messenger RNA of Chironomus riparius, 2192 nucleotides long. Lineage: Eukaryota; Metazoa; Arthropoda; Insecta; Diptera; Chironomidae. The record is from the annotation of a GenBank genome assembly.
AAAAAUCAGUAAAACAGAAAUUUUGUGAAAAGUGCUAAGGAUUUGCAGGAUUUAAUUAGAAAAUUUGAUAAAAGUAAAAAAAAAAUUAAAAGAUAAAAGAAAUUUCCACAAAAACCUACAAAAUAUUCAUCAAAGCAAAAAUUAUUCAAAAGGACAUCACAUUAAAAAUAAGUACCAAAAGAAGAUUGGUGUGUUAAUCUUAAAACAAGCCGGCAGUGCUUCAUAAGGAACAUAAGAAAUCUUAAUCAAAGAUUUAGUGCAAAACAGCUUGUUAAUCCAAAAACCUUUUAAUUAAACUUUCAAACAAAAUAUUUAAAACAAACAAAUCUAAUUUCAAAAUCUAUGCAAAAAAGAUAACAAAACGAGAAAAAUUUUAUUUUGUGUGAGAAAGAAAAAUAGUAAAAUAUUCAGCGAGAAAAAGGACAAUGACUUCAUCACUCCUACAGAAUUCACAGAAAACAAUGGAUCUUGACGAAGCUAUAACACCACCAAAACAAACCAACAUCAAAAGUGAGCCAUCAGAUGAUACAGCAGCAAAUAUCUUUGCGUGCUUCAAUUCACCAGCACUUUCACUUUUUGCUCCACAACUUUUAACAAAUCCAUCAGCAGCCGCAGCUGCACUCAUGGCGUCAUGGCCAAUUCAAUUACGUGCUCAGCUUGCAUCAACAAUGGGUCUUCCAACACACACUCCAUUCUUCCCACCUGGAUGGCCAAUGACACCUCCGUUGUCACAUAAAAGUGGCAAUUCACCUCCACCAACAUCACCAUUAUCACCUAUUAAUCAUAAGAAAUCAAUCAAGAUGAAUAACAACAAUAAUUACCCAAACAUGAACAAUAAUCAUAUUGUGUCGACUACCAGUGACCUGAUGAAUAUUAAAAAGUCAAAUAAGAGGAAACAAAAUGACGAUAAGAAUGACCACACCGUUCCUGGAUCAAUUUCACCACCAACAUCAAGCUCAUCGCCUCAGUCAAAUAAUUCAAUUGACUUGAAUUGUAAUAUUGGAUCAGCAACAACGACAACAGCACGCGAUCCAACAAAAGAGAAAAUUUUUACAUGUAAAAUUUGCAAUCGAUCUUUCGGAUAUAAGCAUGUGCUACAAAAUCAUGAACGCACUCAUAGUGGAGAAAAGCCAUUCAGCUGCAACGUAUGCCAAAAGAGAUUUACAAGAGAUCAUCACUUAAAGACACACAUGAGACUACAUACUGGAGAGAAACCUUAUAGCUGCAGCCAUUGUGACCGUCAAUUUGUUCAAGUUGCCAAUCUCCGUCGUCAUCUACGUGUCCACACUGGUGAACGUCCCUACACUUGUGAAAUUUGCAACUCACGAUUCAGUGACUCGAAUCAAUUGAAGGCACACAUGCUAAUCCACAAUGGAGAAAAACCGUUUGAAUGCGAAAAAUGUUUAGGAAAAUUCCGAAGACGUCAUCACUUGAUGCAUCACAAGUGUGGAUCUUCAUCGAUCAGCGAUCAAAAAUCAAUCAAUUCCGAAGAAGAUUUAGAAUUGAGUAGAAAUUAUCAAAAUCUUUUAAAGUCACCGUCACAAGAUGAAAUGCCAAUUAAUCUUGCGAAUGCAGAUGGGAAAUUGAUGAGCAAUUUUAUGAAAAAGUUUAACGAAAGUCAAGCAAGAAAUCUCAUGCUGCCAAUGCCACAAAUCAACUUCAUACAAACUGAUUUACCUGAGCAAACUGAGCCUGAAGAUCUCAGCAUGCAUUCACCAAAGUCACCAGUAACGAUGGAUGAGUUGGAAGAUCUUGAUGAUGCUGCUACGUUGUACUUGAAGUUGCAACAUAAGAAAAAGGCUGUUGGAUUAUGAAUGGAAUGAAUGUUAAUUGUUUUUUGCAAUUUAUGUGCCAUAAAGUAAGAGAAUAUAUGGAAAAUAAAUUUUUGGUUUUUCAAGGGAUGGAACUCAAGAGAAUGCUGAAUUUUGUGACAAGACUUAAAUUCAUGUUUUGUCGUAAAAUUUAAAAAGUUUGCCGAAAUUAAAUAUUUAACCUCAAAAUGUUACUUCUCCUGAAAAAGCCAAAAUUUAAAAUUCAAAUUGUGUAAACUAUUUAGUUAUUAUUUCUAUUUUUUAUUUGUUUGUUUGUUAAAUAAAGUAAGACAAGACAUCUUGAUCUUCAGGGAUAGUCAAAAUUAAAAUUGUAUUUAUGAAAAAUUAUUAUAUAAUUAUUUUUUUUUAAUUUUUGAAUGA